Molecule: messenger RNA, 930 nt
Organism: Lactuca saligna
Lineage: Eukaryota; Viridiplantae; Streptophyta; Magnoliopsida; Asterales; Asteraceae
Source: the annotation of a GenBank genome assembly
AUGGUUGAAACCGAAGCAAAUGAUCACGCUAUUGAACUACAUGUAACUGAAGAUAUUGACACAAAUGAUUUCGUAGAAGCAACACGUGAAUCUGAAAAAAUUAACGAUGUUGAUGUGAACAUUGAGAGUGACGACAAUGAAGUUAAUGAUGAAAGUAUAUUGGGAAAGGUUUUCGAUACCGCGGAAGAUGCAUAUGACUUUUAUAAUGAUUAUUCGUUUUUACAUGGAUUUGUACAAUAUGACAAAGCAGUUGUGUCACGAAGGGCGGCCGAAGAAGAUGAAGAUUUCAAGACUAUGAAUUCGAGGCCGGUUCUGUCCUCAGUACAUCCAAUUGAAGCAAAAGCAGUCAGCAUCACAUGUUCGUGUGCUAAGUAUGAGACACAUGGAAUUUUAUGCAAGCAUAGUCUGUAUGUGAUGAAGAAGAGGCAUGUUCAAACACUCCCCAAUCAUUAUAUUUUACCUCGGUGGACCCUUAAUGCUAGGUACAAGGUAAGUAAUGUUAGCAUCGGACUCGGAGAUAUGAAUACUGAAAAUGAAGUUAGUACUUUCACAUUAUGGUGUGUCCGUUCAAAUUUUAAUAAACUAAUUGAACAAGCAAGAGACUCCCCUUCGGAGAUACAGAAACUUAAUACGUUAUUGAUAAGUCUUUUAAAGGAUCAAGUAGUACGAAAGAAAUCUAUAUCUUUUGAGAAUGCAUCUCAAGGUUCUUGUAUGGGAAUUUCGCAAGUAGAUAUGAUGCCACAGUUAUCUAUCCGUGAUCCUCUUGGUCCAACUACUACAAAAGGGCGUCCUAAAGUUGCUAGUAGAAAAAAGUCUCCUUUAGAAGCCCCCAAAAAGCGAACGUGCUCUUACUGUCAAGGAUUAGGUCAUUACGCUAGUAGUUGUUCAAAAAGAAAGGCAGAUGAAUCGAUACAUGAGAAAGAAAAAUGA